This is a messenger RNA of Pseudoliparis swirei, 1848 nucleotides long. RefSeq names its product zinc finger protein 622 (gene znf622). Bases 105 to 1466 code for a protein of 453 amino acids. NCBI's taxonomy places the organism in Eukaryota, Metazoa, Chordata, Actinopteri, Perciformes, Liparidae. The record is from RefSeq and is a predicted model, not a curated record. Gene Ontology annotation, cellular component: preribosome, large subunit precursor. The transcript is spliced from 7 exons. Gene Ontology annotation, biological process: ribosomal large subunit biogenesis. Gene Ontology annotation, molecular function: nucleic acid binding; zinc ion binding.
GUGCUGCUGUGGCGACGGCGGAGCGAGACUGAAGCUAACGCCACUAAACAAAGACAUUAAAACACAAUUAUUGUCGGAGGAGACGGCUCACUGACAAAGUCGCCAUGUCCUACACCUGCAUCAGCUGCCGAGUGGCGUUCGCAGACGGCGAGGUGCAGCGGGCGCACUACAAGUCCGACUGGCACCGCUACAAUCUGAAGCGCAAGGUGGCCGACAUGCCGGCGGUCACCGCCGAGAACUUCCAGGAGCGCGUGCUGGCGCAGCGGAAGUCCGACGAGCAGCAGCUGAACGACGCGGCGGCCACCGAGGGCUGCGCCGUCUGCAGCAAGAAGUUCUCCAGCGCCAACGCCCACCAGAACCACCUGCAGUCCCACAAGCACCAGCAGGCCGAGAAGCAGGCGCUGCUCGCCGCCCAGAGGAAGGUGGAGAGGAUGAACGAGAAGAACCUGGAGAAGGGACUCGGCGACGAGAAGGUGGACCGCGACGCCAGGAACGAGGCGCUGCGGCAGGAGGCGCUGCAGAGCGCGACGCCGCAAGGAGCCGCGAGGCAGAAGGCGGAGAAGGCGGAGAUCCCCCCGAGGCUGAUGUGGCUGGAGGAGCAGGCCAAGAGGCGAGAGACGGAGGACGGAGCCACGGCUGUGCAAGAAGAGUGGGAGGACGUCGACGACGAUGAGGAAGAUGAGGAGGAGGAAGAGGAGGAAGCAAUGGAUCAGGCGGAAGGGGACUCGGCGGCCGCGUCUGACCCCAAACCCGCGGUGGCUCUGCCGGGUUCGAUCCCCGCCACCGACUGCCUGUUCUGCGCCCACCACUCCAAGUCGCUCGUGAAGAACAUCGCCCACAUGACCAGAGUCCACAGCUUCUUCAUCCCCGACGCCGAGUUCCUCGUCGACGUCGCCGGCCUCGUCUGCUACCUCGGAGAGAAGAUCGGCGCCGGAAACGUGUGUUUGUGGUGCAACGAGAAGGGCCGCUCGUUCUACUCGGCGGAAGCGGUUCAGAGUCACAUGAUCGACAAGAGCCACUGCAAACUCUUCACGGACGGAGACUCCGCCCUGGAGUUUGCAGACUUCUACGACUUCAGGAGCAGCUACCCCGACAGGAAGGAGGGAGAGGACGCUGACAUGGACGACGAAGCCCUGACUCAUGAGGAGAACCUGGAAUACGGCGACGAGAUGCUGGAGCUGACGCUCCCUUCAGGCGCCACGAUCGGCCACCGCUCCCUCAUGAGGUACUACAAGCAGCGGUUUGGAUACCAGCGGGCGGUGGUUCUGACCCACAAUAAGAACGCAGUGGGCCGAGUCCUCCGGCAGUACAAGGCUCUGGGCUGGGGGGGAACCGAAGGCUGCUUCUAUCAGAGACCAAAAGACAUGCAGUACGUGCAGAGGAUGAAGUCCAAGUGGAUGAUGAAGAUGGGCAUGAACCACAACUCCACCUUGCAACACCACUUCAGAGCCCAGGUCAUGUUCUGAGCUGGGACCGGAGGAGGAGGAGGAGGGGCUGAAACCAGACUUUCAGCACCGCAUCGAGUGCAGCCGCUCCGUGCCGCGGCGGCAGUGAGAAUGAGUCGCUGUGUUUUGAAGGAGGGGCGGCCGUGUCGACACGAGCUCCGUUAACGGGACGGUCUUCCGGCUCCUCGGCACAGUUCCAUUUAUUCCUCGCAGGAAACCGAAAUGUCCGUCUCGUGAAUCUGAAACGAAAAGAACCAGCAUCGGAUCAGCAGACGGUGAUUUUUCCCGUUUCUUUUGGACUCGAUUCAGUGACACGCGUGUUUGUUUUAAGACCGAUGACGGGACGACGUCGUCGUGCUUCAAUGUAAUACAUCCAACUCAAUAAACGGUAUUGACAUAUUAA